Messenger RNA from Microplitis demolitor, 1230 nucleotides. Its product is annotated as metaxin-2. The transcript has 3 exons. The coding region runs from base 146 to 937 and encodes 263 amino acids. Lineage: Eukaryota; Metazoa; Arthropoda; Insecta; Hymenoptera; Braconidae. Gene Ontology annotation, cellular component: SAM complex. Gene Ontology annotation, biological process: mitochondrion organization. The record is from RefSeq and is a predicted model, not a curated record.
AUGUAUAUGUAUACUUUUAGCGCAACUGACCACAUACAUCUUAUAUCUUUAUGUAUAAUACAUCAUAUAAAAAAUAAUCCGAAAAAAAUUUUUAAAAAAUCAGCAUUUAUUUAGUAUAAUCUUUAAUUGUUACAAUAAAAAUAAAAUGCCAAGUGCAUUGUUAACUGAUGCAAUGGAAUUAGAGCUUGGAGCUCAAGAACCAUGGCCACAAAUAAUAAAAUUAUAUCAACCUCAUGAAGUGGAGCAAAUAUUGCUACCAGACAAUGCCAAUUGUUUAGCAGUACAAGCUUAUUUACAUAUGUGUAAUUUAGAAUAUCAAAUAGAACCACGUAAAAAUGCAGAGUUUAUGUCACCAAAUGGUAAAGUUCCAUUUGUACAGUGCGGCGCAUUUCUUAUUUCCGAGUUUGACAAUAUUGUAACAUUUAUAAACAAUAAGGGUACAUCGCUGUCAAAUGAUUUAACUCAGCAAGAGAAAAUAGACAUGAGAGCGUAUAUAUCAUUGAUAAAUAAUGGAUUAGCCAAUGCCGAGCAGUAUAUUUGUUGGGUUGAUCCUGUAACACUUGAUAGUGUUACCAAACAAAGACACGGUAGUGUUUAUCCUUGGCCUUUAAAUCAUAUUUUGAAUUGGCAGAAACAAAGACAAGUUAUUAAAAAAUUAAAAGUACUAGGACUGUAUAAUAAAAGUAUUGAUGAAAUUUAUCAUGAUGUUAAAAUGUGCUGUACUGCAUUAUCUGAAAGAUUAGAUGGCAAGCCGUAUUUUUAUGGCAACAAAGGACCAACAGAACUUGAUGCAUUAGUAUUUGGUCAUUUAUUUACAAUUUUGACAACACCGUUGCCAGUUAAUAAAUUAGCUGAAAUAGUUAAAAGUUAUCCAGAUCUUGUUGAUUUAUGCAAACGCAUCGAGCAGAGGUAUUUUCAACGUACAAACGAUGAUUAGGGUUUACUUAAUAGUACGAGUUUUAAUUUUAUCGAAAUUAUUUACACAGAUUAUGAUCAUUGUAAAUUUUUAUGUCUUGCAUCUCAAACAGAUAAAUAUAGUACCGGUAAAAUAAUUUGUAAUAUUAUGUAACAAUUACUUGAUUUUUUUUAUCAUAUUCAAGUGAAAAAUUUUAAUUCCCAUACAUUUUUUUUUUUACAAUUAAAUUAACAUGAAAAUAACGAUAAAUUUAAAACUCGUGCAAAAAUAAAUUGUAUGUAGUAAUAAAAUAAAUAUAUACAGAAUAUAAAGUA